CCGCGAACUCUGGAUCUUGUUCGAUAACUAACUUUGCAGCAAACGAAGUCAGUCAGUCACAAUGCCUACCCGAUUGACAAAGACACGCAAACACCGCGGCCAUGUAAGCGCCGGUCACGGACGUGUUGGCAAGCACAGGAAGCAUCCCGGUGGUCGCGGUAUGGCUGGUGGACAACACCACCACCGAACCAACAUUGACAAAUACCACCCUGGUUACUUCGGAAAGGUCGGUAUGCGUUACUUCCACAAGAUGCAAAACGGAUUCUGGAAGCCAGUAAUCAACCUCGACAAGCUCUGGUCGCUCAUCCCCGCUGAGAAGCGCGAUGAGUACCUCGCCAACAAGGGCGGUAACGCUCCCGUUCUCAACCUCCUCGACUACGGCUACUCCAAGGUUCUCGGAAAGGGUCGUCUGCCUGCUGUCCCCAUCGUCGUCCGCGCUCGCUACGUUUCGGCCGAGGCAGAGAAGAAGAUCAAGGAAGCCGGUGGUGUCGUUCAGCUCGUCGCAUAAGCGGCAACAGGGAAUGCAUGAUGAGGCGUCUUGGAAUCAUAAAAGGAUGACAACGGCAAUGACUGGGAUAGGUCUUUGGGUCCGCAGUGCUCUCUACGGGCCUGCGCAGACCCGUGUUCAGCGUGGUGGCUGAGGGAUGUUUCAUAGCCAAUAUGACCAUUCCUGAAUCAACCUAGGAGAUCUCUGGUGG
Molecule: messenger RNA, 698 nt
Organism: Pyrenophora tritici-repentis Pt-1C-BFP
Lineage: Eukaryota; Fungi; Ascomycota; Dothideomycetes; Pleosporales; Pleosporaceae
Product: 60S ribosomal protein uL15
Biological process (GO): translation
Cellular component (GO): cytosolic large ribosomal subunit; ribosome
Molecular function (GO): structural constituent of ribosome
Source: RefSeq, a predicted model, not a curated record